Molecule: messenger RNA, 3907 nt
Organism: Tupaia belangeri chinensis (Chinese tree shrew)
Lineage: Eukaryota; Metazoa; Chordata; Mammalia; Scandentia; Tupaiidae
Gene: BMAL1
Product: basic helix-loop-helix ARNT like 1
Exons: 21
Coding region: 458-2374 (638 amino acids)
Biological process (GO): regulation of DNA-templated transcription
Cellular component (GO): transcription regulator complex; cytoplasm; nucleus
Molecular function (GO): protein dimerization activity; DNA-binding transcription factor activity
Source: RefSeq, a predicted model, not a curated record
GUGGUGCUGGCUAGAGUGCAUGCUUUUGGAUCCAAGGUUAACUUUUCAAAUGUGGAAUCCUCGGCCUUCAUUGGUUGUUGGAAGAAGCUGACCACCUGAAAGGAAGUUCCUAAACAUGAAAAUUGCUUUGAGGUGACCGACAAGCCCAGCGGCCCCUUGCCCCUCCCAAGCUGGAUCUGGGCUUUAAGAACUGUAACUUCAGGCCACAAUCAUGACCACGGUGUGGUGCUAGCAUGGAAACGAGUAGAUCAGAGGAACAGAGGAAAAAGUCCAGAAAUAAAUAGACCUGAACUUGGCAUUUCAGAUGGUCGGUAACAGGAUGAACAGAUGAGGGCACUUGGGCCCAGAGGGUGGGAGUGACAGCUCUGACACAUCACGGAGCUCAGCCCCUGAUCACGGAUAGUGCCCGGACCUUUUCAGCUGGCUUUGGAGUUGGAGUCCCUUGCCAGGGCGGCCAAUGGCGGACCAGAGAAUGGACAUUUCAUCCACAAUCAGUGAUUUCAUGUCCCCGGGCCCCACCGACCUGCUCUCCAGCUCCCUUGGCCCCAGCGGCGUGGAUUGCAACCGCAAACGGAAAGGCAGCUCCACCGACUACCAACUUGAUGACUUUUCUUUUGAAGAAAACAUGGACACAGACAGAGAUGACCCUCACGGAAGGUUAGAAUAUACGGAGCACCAAGGAAGGAUCAAAAAUGCAAGGGAAGCUCACAGUCAGAUUGAAAAGAGGCGUCGGGAUAAGAUGAACAGUUUUAUUGAUGAAUUGGCUUCUUUGGUGCCAACAUGUAACGCGAUGUCCAGGAAAUUAGAUAAACUCACUGUGCUAAGGAUGGCCGUUCAGCACAUGAAAACGUUAAGAGGUGCCACCAAUCCAUACACGGAAGCGAACUACAAACCAACUUUUCUGUCGGAUGAUGAACUGAAACACCUCAUUCUCAGGGCAGCAGAUGGAUUUUUGUUUGUCGUAGGAUGUGACCGAGGGAAGAUACUCUUUGUCUCAGAGUCUGUCUUCAAGAUCCUCAACUACAGCCAGAAUGAUCUGAUUGGUCAGAGUUUGUUUGACUACCUGCAUCCUAAAGAUAUCGCCAAAGUCAAGGAGCAACUCUCUUCCUCCGACACUGCACCCCGGGAACGGCUUAUAGAUGCAAAAACUGGACUUCCAGUUAAAACAGAUAUAACCCCUGGGCCAUCUCGAUUAUGUUCUGGAGCACGGCGUUCUUUCUUCUGUAGGAUGAAGUGUAACAGGCCUUCGGUAAAGGUUGAAGACAAGGACUUCCCCUCCACCUGCUCAAAGAAAAAAGCAGAUCGAAAAAGCUUCUGCACAAUCCACAGCACAGGCUAUUUAAAGAGCUGGCCGCCCACAAAGAUGGGGCUGGAUGAAGACAACGAACCGGACAACGAGGGGUGUAACCUCAGCUGCCUUGUUGCAAUUGGACGACUGCAUUCUCACGUGGUUCCACAGCCAGUGAAUGGGGAGAUCAGGGUGAAAUCUAUGGAGUACGUGUCUCGGCACGCAAUAGAUGGGAAGUUUGUUUUUGUAGACCAGAGGGCAACAGCUAUUUUAGCAUAUUUACCACAAGAACUGCUAGGCACGUCAUGUUACGAGUAUUUUCACCAAGACGACAUAGGACAUCUCGCAGAAUGUCACAGGCAAGUUUUACAGACCAGAGAAAAGAUUACAACUAAUUGCUAUAAGUUUAAAAUCAAAGACGGUUCCUUCAUCACACUACGGAGUCGAUGGUUCAGUUUCAUGAACCCCUGGACCAAGGAAGUAGAAUACAUCGUCUCUACCAACACUGUUGUUUUAGCCAACGUCCUGGAAGGCGGGGACCCAACCUUCCCGCAGCUCACAGCGUCCCCCCACAGCAUGGACAGCAUACUGCCCUCUGGAGAAGAUUCCUUUGUUGUAGGUGGCCCAAAGAGGACUCAUCCCACCGUUCCAGGGAUUCCAGGGGGAACCAGGGCUGGGGCAGGAAAAAUAGGCCGGAUGAUUGCCGAGGAAAUCAUGGAAAUCCACAGGAUAAGAGGGUCAUCGCCUUCCAGCUGUGGCUCCAGCCCAUUGAACAUCACAAGUACGCCUCCCCCUGAUGUCUCUUCCCCGGGAGGCAAGAAGAUUUUAAAUGGAGGGACUCCAGACAUUCCUUCCAGUGGCCUACUACCAGGGCAGGCUCAGGAGAACCCAGGAUAUCCAUAUUCGGAUAGUUCUUCUAUUCUUGGUGAGAAUCCCCACAUAGGCAUAGACAUGAUAGACAAUGACCAAGGAUCAAGUAGUCCCAGUAACGAUGAAGCAGCGAUGGCUGUCAUCAUGAGCCUCCUGGAAGCAGAUGCUGGGCUGGGUGGCCCUGUUGACUUUAGUGACUUGCCUUGGCCGCUGUAAACACUAUAUGUUGCUUUGGCGACAGCUACAGUAUCAAAGUGCAUUACUGGUGGAGUUUUACAGUCUGUGAAGCUUACUGGAUAAGGAGAGAACAGCUUUUAUGUACUGAUUUCAUAAGAGCCAUCUCAGAGCCAUUGAUACAAGUCAAUCUUAUUAUGUGUAACUUCAGACAAAGUGGAACUAAGCCUGCUACAGUGUUCCUUCAUCAUUGAUUAUUGGGCUAGCUGUGGAUAGCUUGCAUUAAUUGUAUAUUUUGGAUUCUGUUUGUGUUGAAUUUUUUAAUCAUUGUGCACAGAAGCAUCAUUGGUAGCUUUUAUAUGCAAAUGGUCAUUUCAGAUGUAUGGUGUUUUUACACUACAAAGAAGUCCCCCAUGUGGAUAUUUCUUAUACUAAUUGUAUCAUAAAGCUGUUUAUUCUUCCUUGUAAGAAUCCUUUACUAUAAAUAUGGGUUAAAGUAUAAUGUAUUAGACAGUUAAAUAUUUUUAAUAAAUGUUUCCCUUGUUCUAUAAACACUGUUCUCAUUCCAAAUAAUUAGAAAAACAUUCUACAUGCCACAGACUGGAUCAAUUUCUACAGUGGUGUUUAAAGACAGUCCAUGCCAAUAGCAUUUGCAGUGCCUUUCUGUCCUUUGUAACAGCUCUGUGACUUGCAUAAUUUCCACAUGCUAUUGGCUUAGCUUUGUUACAAAUAACUUCUGUAUGGUUGCAAUUUCAAUGUAUGUGAAAACAAAGAUGUUACUGCUUACAUACCAAUUUCAGACCCUCAAGAUUAGAUGUAACAAAUGCUUCCCUUACUGCUCUCCCUUUCUACUACUUCUUGUACUUGGCUUCAAACAUGAAGUGACCCCAGACCCAAAGCACCUAAAGUUGAUUCCUUUUUGAAUUGGGCCACUGAAUAUUUGAAAUAGAAUCUGCAUGAAUAAUUCGCUAAGUAGAACAGCAUGGUAAAAGCACUGACCUAGUGUCACAAACUGGCUCUGAAACACAGGGUACUAUGUGACCUAGUAAACUCAUUUUGCCCUGCAUACCAGGGUGACCUAUAAAAUUCUCUUUUUGGCUCUAAUAGUGUCUUGAAUUUGUAGUACAUUUUAUAAUUAGGAGGGAAUUUAAGUGCCUUAUCACACAUAUACCAAAUUAUAUUUCCUUAAGCUACCAUUUGAUUGUUAGUUAUACUUACAUGAACAAGACAGGAAAUCUGCUAAUUAUGAGACUAAAAAUCUGGUCCAGGGGAUUAUAAAGUUGGUCAGAAACAUUAAAACAAUGGAAUUUUAUUUGGAUGAAAAACUCGAGUUUACAAUCAUUUAGUAAAUGAAGAGCAAACACUUCAUUUUCCUAUCCCAUAACUCUUAAGAAAAAAAGCAUUAGUAAAUAAAUAUCUGUGAAAAGAUUAAGGGUAAGGCAGACUGGAUAAUAAACCACCUCUGAUGUUCACACUCUGCAUGUGACUCACUCUGCAAGGGUGAAAUGGCACUGGAGAUAAGUGAACUGGUAAGAUACGGGCACUGCCUCUCAUCCUACUCAUUCAGAUAAGCCC